GACCUGCUAGUGUGGUUUGUGCUGAGACGCUGAGGCAGGAAGGCUUCACCGGCCUGGUGACGAUGAUCACUCGCGAGCACUUCCACCCCUACGACAGGCCCAAGCUGAGCAAGAUGAUGGACACCACAGCGGAGGCUAUGAGCCUGCGUCCUCCUGAAUUCUACCAAGAACACGACAUCACCGUGCUCACGGGGACGGAGGCCGUGUCCGUAGACAUCCGUAGUCGGCUUGUCACUCUGUCCUCGGGGUCUACGCUGGCUUACGACAAACUCCUCAUCGCUACAGGGGCGACGCCACGUGUCCUCUCCUGCCCUGGUGCCCACCUCGAGGGAGUCUUCACCCUGAGGUCUCCGGACGAAGCCAAUCGCAUCGCGAGCAUGGCCGCCGGGGCUAACCUCGUGGUCGUGGGCUCGUCGUUCAUUGGGAUGGAGGUGGCCGCGUCUCUCUCGGACAAGGCCCACUCUGUCUCUGUGGUGGGAUCGUCGGACGUGCCCUUCAAGCGGACACUCGGCGUGCUGGUGGGACAGGCCAUCAUGAAGCUGUGUGAACGUCACGGGGUCAAGUUCUACAUGAGUCACGAGGUGUCGGAGCUCCGUGGCGUGGACGGACGUCUCAGGGAAGUGAAACUGAAGAGCGGCAAAGUGCUCAGGGCCGACGUCUGCGUCAUGGGCAUCGGGGUCGUCCCCUCCACAGGGUUCCUCAAGCACAGCGGCAUUCACCUGGACUCACGCGGACACAUCCCUCUAGAUAAGUCCCUACAGAGCAAUGUCCCUGCUGUGUAUGCUGCUGGUGACGUGGCUAGUUUCCCACUGCCACUCCGUGCAGGCAAGAGGGUCAACAUCUCUCACUGGCAGGUCGCUCACGCACAUGGCCGUGCCGUGGGCCUGGCAAUGAUGAACCGGGAGGUCGAGUUCAAGACGGUGCCAUUCUUCUGGACCGCGCUGUGUGGCAAGAGCCUCCGAUACACCGGCUAUGGAGACGGUUUUGAGGAUGUGCUCAUUCAGGGUGAUCUGGACGAGUUGAGAUUUAUCGCUUACUACAUAAAGAAUGAGGAUGUAGUGGCCGUGGCCUCUAUGAACUGGGACCCUGUGGUGUCGCACUUUGCCGAAGUGAUGAACUCCGGUGGCACGGUGACGAGGAGAGACGUGGAGAGCAGCGACCUGCCCUGGGUGAAGGAGCACGAGCAGAUGAAAUUCUAAACGUCGCCGCUCGCUCACCGCUCGCUCACCGCUCGCUCACCGCUCGCUCACCACUCGCUCACCACUCGCUCACCACACUGUCCACUCGCUCACCACUCGCUCA
Petromyzon marinus (sea lamprey) is the source of this 1302-nucleotide messenger RNA. NCBI's taxonomy places the organism in Eukaryota, Metazoa, Chordata, Hyperoartia, Petromyzontiformes, Petromyzontidae. The record is from RefSeq and is a predicted model, not a curated record.